Cercopithifilaria johnstoni is the source of this 402-nucleotide messenger RNA. The record is from the annotation of a GenBank genome assembly. Lineage: Eukaryota; Metazoa; Nematoda; Chromadorea; Rhabditida; Onchocercidae.
AUGGUUUGCGGACGUGUACGCACGAAGACAGUGAAAAAAGCUUCCCGUGUGAUUAUUGAAAAAUAUUACACCAAGCUGACACAUGAUUUUCAUACAAACAAGCGAAUUUGUGAGGAAAUUGCGGUUAUUCCGAGCAAAAAAAUGAGGAAUCGUAUUGCGGGUUACAUAACACAUUUGAUGAAACGUAUCGAGAAGGGACCAGUUCGUGGCAUUUCAAUUAAGUUGCAAGAGGAAGAAAGAGAACGUCGCGAUAACUAUAUGCCGGAUAUUUCUGUCGUUGAUCCUCGGAUGUUGACUACAAUAGAAGUAGAUACGGAGACCAAACAGAUGAUUGAAUCAAUGGAACUGAGUAUACCAAUGACCGACAAGACAGCAAAUACGGGAAUGGCUGGUCGAAGAUAA